AUGGCAGCCUCCGGGGUGGAGAAGAGCAGUAAGAAGAAAAUGGAGAAGAAACUUGCUGCUCAAGAGGAAGCUAAACUGUUGGCGGAUUUCAUGGGCAUCAUGAAUAAUAUGCGGAAACAGAAAACAUUGUGUGAUGUGAUCCUCAUGGUCCAGGAAAGAAAGAUACCUGCUCAUCGUGUUGUCCUUGUUGCUGCCAGUCAUUUUUUUAACUUAAUGUUCACUACUAACAUGCUUGAAUCAAAGUCCUUUGAAGUAGAACUCAAAGAUGCUGAACCUGACAUUAUCGAACAACUUGUGGAAUUUGCUUAUACUGCUAGAAUUUCUGUGAACAGCAACAAUGUUCAGUCUUUGUUAGAUGCAGCAAACCAGUACCAGAUUGAACCUGUGAAGAAAAUGCGUGUUGAUAUUUUGAAAGAACAAGUUGAUGCUUCAAAUUGUCUUGGUAUAAGUGUGCUUGCAGAGUGUCUGGACUGUCCUGAAUUGAAAGCAACAGCAGAUGACUUUAUUCAUCAGCAUUUUACUGAAGUUUACAAAACUGAUGAAUUUCUACAACUUGAUGUCAAACGAGUAACACAUCUUCUCAACCAGGACACAUUGACUGUGAGAGCAGAGGAUCAGGUUUAUGAUGCUGCAGUCAGGUGGUUGAAAUAUGAUGAACCUAAUUGCCAGCCAUUUAUGGUUGACAUCCUUGCCAAAGUCAGGUUUCCUCUUAUAUCAAAGAAUUUCUUAAGUAAAACAGUACAAGCUGAACCACUUAUUCAAGACAAUCCUGAAUGCCUUAAGAUGGUGAUAAGUGGAAUGAGGUACCAUCUGCUGUCUCCAGAGGAUAGAGAAGAACUUGCAGAUGGCACAAGACCUAGAAGAAAGAAACAUGAUUACCGCAUAGCCUUAUUUGGAGGCUCCCAACCACAGUCCUGUAGAUAUUUUAACCCAAAGUUGAAAAGAGAUGCAUAUUCUACACAAGGAUGGAAGUGAAACUGUAACUUCAAA
Sciurus carolinensis (gray squirrel) is the source of this 990-nucleotide messenger RNA. RefSeq names its product kelch-like protein 7. Lineage: Eukaryota; Metazoa; Chordata; Mammalia; Rodentia; Sciuridae. The transcript has a single exon. The coding region runs from base 1 to 975 and encodes 324 amino acids. The record is from RefSeq and is a predicted model, not a curated record. Gene Ontology annotation, molecular function: protein binding. Gene Ontology annotation, cellular component: Cul3-RING ubiquitin ligase complex. Gene Ontology annotation, biological process: protein ubiquitination.